AUGUCACAGGGCUCAGCUUAUUGGGCGGGAGCACUGAGCAUCAAUCUUCGGCACAGAGAGGACCGUGCAAGCUGUCCCUUCUACUGUCAAGUGAUCGGUGCGGCAGCCAUGGCGACGAUGCUCUCGCCUCCGAAACCAAGCCGACCAGGCAUCAGCGCCCACCUUCGCUUUGCCAACAUGGUACCAGCGGGGACCGAUAUGCUCACCAACCCCGGCGGGCGACCGACCAGGGGCCAAGCAUGUAGACCCUCGAAUAGCUGCCAAGACAACUUUCGAGGGUUGGAAUGUGUAGUCAGUUCAGGGAGGCAGAACAUGCUCUAUGCUGCGCUUCAAUAA
Prunus armeniaca (apricot) is the source of this 336-nucleotide messenger RNA. Lineage: Eukaryota; Viridiplantae; Streptophyta; Magnoliopsida; Rosales; Rosaceae. The record is from the annotation of a GenBank genome assembly.